Syngnathus typhle (broad-nosed pipefish) is the source of this 1802-nucleotide messenger RNA. RefSeq names its product shaker-related potassium channel tsha2-like. NCBI's taxonomy places the organism in Eukaryota, Metazoa, Chordata, Actinopteri, Syngnathiformes, Syngnathidae. Gene Ontology annotation, molecular function: delayed rectifier potassium channel activity; protein binding. The transcript is spliced from 2 exons. The record is from RefSeq and is a predicted model, not a curated record. Gene Ontology annotation, cellular component: membrane; voltage-gated potassium channel complex. Gene Ontology annotation, biological process: protein homooligomerization; potassium ion transmembrane transport. Bases 103 to 1461 code for a protein of 452 amino acids.
UCCUCCAGGAAUCCAGGACCUGCUGCAAACGUGACAAUCUGCAUGAGAAAAGACACUUGAGAGGUGAGUGGCAACCCUUGAACCCUUGGGAGGGGUGAAAAGAUGACCGUGGUGUCCCAGGAGAACCGCGACGAGACGGCGGCGGUCACUCCCUUGUUGGAGGAGCAGGAGUGUAGCGAGAGGGUGGUCAUCAACAUCUCGGGCCUGCGCUUCGAAACCCAAGUCAAGACCCUCUCGCGCUUCCCCAGCACGCUCUUGGGUGAUCCCCGCAAAAGGAUGCGGUUCUUCGACCCGCUGAGGAACGAGUACUUCUUUGACAGGAACCGGCCCAGCUUUGACGCCAUCCUGUACUACUACCAGUCCGGGGGGAGGCUGCGCAGACCGGUGAGCGUCCCCGUGGAUAUUUUCCUCGAGGAGAUCAAGUUCUACGAGUUUGACGAGGAGACGAUCGAGCUUUUUCGAGACGACGAGGGUCUGAGCAGGGAGGAGGACCGACCUCUGCCUGACAACGAGUUCCAGAGACAACUCUGGCUCCUGUUUGAGUAUCCGGAAAGUUCCGGGCCCGCUCGCAUCAUCGCCAUCGUCUCCGUGAUGGUCAUUCUGAUAUCCAUCAUCAUUUUCUGCUUGGAGACGUUGCCCGAGUUUCGCGAGGUCCCCGCGUCGGGGCAGGAGCUCCACGUCAACGGCAGCGGCCACGGCAAGGUGAAGAGUCCCUUCACGGACCCCUUCUUCAUGGUGGAAACGCUCUGCAUUGUGUGGUUCUCCUUCGAGUUCACCAUGAGGUUCCUGUCCUGCCCCAGCAAGGCGGCAUUCUUCAAGAACAUCAUGAACAUCAUAGACGUGGUGGCCAUCGCGCCGUACUUCAUCACCCUGGGAUUGGACUUGGCCGAGCACCAGGGCAGCAGCCAGCAGGCCGCCUCGCUGGCCAUCCUGAGGGUCAUCCGUCUAGUCCGCGUUUUCCGGAUUUUUAAGCUCUCCAGACACUCCAAGGGUCUUCAGAUACUCGGGCAGACCCUGCACGCCAGCCUCAGGGAGCUGGGCCUCUUGAUUUUCUUCCUCAUCAUCGGGGUGGUCCUAUUCUCCAGUUCGGUGUAUUUUGCCGAAGCCGAGGACCCCGAAUCCGGCUUCUCCAGUAUCCCCGACGCCUUCUGGUGGGCGGUGGUGACUAUGACCACGGUGGGCUACGGAGAUAUGUGCCCCAGCACCAUCGGCGGCAAGUUUGUAGGAUCCUUGUGCGCCAUCGCCGGAGUGCUGACCAUCGCUCUACCCGUGCCCGUCAUCGUGUCCAACUUCAACUACUUCUACCACCGAGAGAACGACGAGGAGGACCGCUUGCAGUUCGUGCACGUGACGUGCGGACAGCCGCAGACGUCGUCCGGGGACGAGCGCUCCUACCGGGAGGAUGACUCGGAGAGCUUGACCCAGAUCCAAAUCUACACCGGGAAGCUGACUGACGUAUGAUAAGAACGGGCGGCGUCGGAAGACGCUGACGCCUGUCGUGUCAUCAUUAGCGGCAACAGCGACAAGACUUUUUCCCGUGAACCACCGAGGCCUCUCGCAACAAGUACAAUUCGAAACAUUUGCCUCAACGGACGGACGGUGAAAACGCUUUGGGGUAAAAGACUCUUGUCAAUAUUUUUCUACUUUUCACCACAAACCGUUUCAAACAAAUGAGAACUUUCACUGCACCUUGUUUCGGACAGCCAUUGAAAAUGGCACGGUAUAUAGUAUUUAUUUUUCUAACCUGUAUGUGAAAUUAAUUGAAUCUUGUUUUUUUUAAAGAAAUAAAUCCAAAGCAAUCA